AUGCCGUUUCGACCACCGCCGCGACCGUAUCCCUCCUCCUCCUCGUCCAUCAUUCAGCAACAUGUGGCCUCCCACUCCCUGUACAAACUCUUUGCUGGUAUGACCUUCCACAUAGUCUCUGCCAAGCUCGAGGAAGAUAUGGCAAGAUUGUAUGAGUACAUUGACGAGCUAGGUGGAAGAUGUGUAGGGGUCGAGGACGCAUGGUUCAUUGUGACGGCUUUGAAGGGGAGGGCAAGGCUUGCACGAUCUUUGGAUACACAUUGGCUCGAGAGCAAACCAGUUCUGAGCGUCAUGUACGUGUAUGAUGCGUACGAGACAUGCUUAAAAGCUGCGACCUCUCAGUCACCUUCAUCCCCAAAACUACCACCUCGAGACGAAUAUCGCCUUGCCUUCAAGUCUCAACAGCCUUUGACCGCUAGCUACCCGAUUCCAGAGGCUCUGGAUGAAAUCCAAGAACCGCCUAGUAAAAGAAGAAGAAUGGAAAGGAGUCCGAUAUACGGAGAAGGCGAAAGUCACGAUGAUAUGGGGCUUGUCGAUCCCGAUGUAAGGCUAGAAGACAUUCCAGCCUCAUGUGUUCUGAGAGGGUCACCUCUCAUAUGUGUCAAUCAAGACAUCGUCGAUGCAAUCCGUCCCAUCUUCCAGGAGAGGGAGUUUGAAGAGCUUCAACAGAAGAAUUCGAAUGUGCUAAGUUAUAGGAGGAGCCUCAGUGUAUCCGUGCCACGGAAGAUAACAUCUGGGCAGGAGGCUCUGAAACUCCAAGGUGUCGGCGAGAAGGUUGCCAAACGGAUAGAUGAGUUUCUACGCACAGGGACUGUUGCAGAAUCCCAAACCAUCCUUUCUUCCCCCCGAUUCCUUGCUCUCCUCGCCUUCGCCUCUGUCUACACCAUCGGUCACCAUCGCGCUCGAGAGCUCUAUGACCUACACCAUUGUCGGUCCUUGGAGGAUGUGAAGAGGCACUUUGCGGAUAUGGAAGGCGAUGGGGAAGAUACCAAGGAUGAAAGGGAAAAGGCGAAGAGGAGGAAAGAGGGGCGAAUGAAGGCCGUGGAUAUCGUUGAGGAAUGGAUGAAGUUGAAGGAAGAGCUGGAUCAACCGAUUCCAAGAGAAGAGGUUGAAGAGAUUGCUGCUUGCAUCAUGGAACAUGUGGGAGCAUUCAUCUCCGAUUGUCAACACACUAUCUGUGGCGGAUAUAGAAGAGGAAAGACACAGUCAAACGAUGUCGACGUUGUUCUCUGUCCACCUGAGCAGGAUCAAGUCAUCGGACUCCUUCGCGCAGCAUAUCUUCGCAUGUCACAACUCGGCAUCAUCACGCAUGUUCUCCAUGUGACCCACCGGGAUAUCACCACACCCAUACGAGCCGCCCCUCAAAACUUUGACAAUCUCGACAAAGCGUUUGUCAUCUUUAAACUUCCUGGUCCCGGGCGCCUACACCGACGUGUCGAUAUCAUCAGUGCCCCAAGGGAUAGAUAUGCCAGCGCUAUCCUGAGCUGGACGGGGAGUAUGAUGUAUGAAAGAGAUCUCAAGCGUUACGCCGAAAAUGAACGAGGGUAUAAAUUUCGAGCAGGGUUGAUUGAAAUAGCAAGUGGAAAAGAAGUGAAUCUUGGGACAGAGCGAGAGAUCUUCAAGUUUCUUGGGCUGAAGUACGUGCCGCCAGAGCUGAGAAACGCGGAUUGA
Cryptococcus wingfieldii CBS 7118 is the source of this 1671-nucleotide messenger RNA. RefSeq names its product DNA polymerase mu subunit. Gene Ontology annotation, molecular function: DNA-directed DNA polymerase activity; DNA binding. The coding region runs from base 1 to 1671 and encodes 556 amino acids. The record is from RefSeq and is a predicted model, not a curated record. Gene Ontology annotation, biological process: double-strand break repair via nonhomologous end joining. The transcript is spliced from 9 exons. NCBI's taxonomy places the organism in Eukaryota, Fungi, Basidiomycota, Tremellomycetes, Tremellales, Cryptococcaceae. Gene Ontology annotation, cellular component: nucleus.